CUCUUAGAAAAAAGAAAAAACAAAGAAAACAACGGCACUCUCUCGCUCGUCACCCCAUUUCCCUCAUUUCGUCAACGUCCGUUUCUCCCCCUUUCCCAUCUCCAGUCUCCACUCCCCAAAUUCACACACUCACACACACACACUCUCUCUCUCUCCAAAAAUGGACUCCGACGAGGAAGGCGAGGAGUACCUCUUCAAGGUGGUCAUAAUCGGCGACUCAGCCGUGGGAAAAUCCAACCUCUUAUCACGAUACGCUCGGAACGAGUUCAACUUGCACUCUAAAGCCACAAUCGGGGUGGAGUUCCAGACCCAGAGCAUGGAGAUCGACGGCAAGGAAGUCAAGGCCCAGAUUUGGGACACCGCCGGCCAGGAGAGGUUCCGGGCCGUCACGUCCGCCUACUACCGCGGCGCCGUCGGAGCCCUGAUCGUGUACGACAUCAGCCGGAGGACUACGUUCGAGAGCGUCGAGCGGUGGCUCGAGGAGCUCAAAACUCAUUCUGAUACGACGGUUGCAAGGAUGUUAGUGGGGAACAAAUGCGAUCUAGAAAACAUCAGGGAUAUAAGUGUAGAUGAAGGCAAAAGCCUUGCAGAAGCCGAAGGAUUGUUCUUUAUGGAGACAUCCGCCCUGGAUUCCACCAACGUUCAGAAGGCUUUUGAGAUCGUUAUAAAGGAGAUCUAUAACAAUGUCAGCCGAAAAGUUUUGAAUUCCGAUUCGUACAAAGCUGAGUUAUCUGUAAACAGGGUAAGCCUUGUGAAAGAUGACUCCCAUGGAUCAAAACAAGCGUCGUCGUGUUGUUCAAUAUGAGACCUCAUCUGCCAAGGAAUUCAUCGAUGUGGCUGAUUUGCUCUCCACCCUUUUGUUUUGUGACUGGUUCUUUAUUCACCAGACAAAACAAUAGAGAUUUUCUACUUUACGAAUUCAUUUUUUUUGGUGGUUUGAUCUGUAAUAAACCUAUAUUUAUGUACCUUAUAGACAUAGUGAAGCUUACAAGUAUUUCUUUCUUUUUUUUCUUUUUUUGUCCAUUUUCUUGCAAAGGAUCAUGUGAUCCAGUGCGUGGAAAAAUUUGUGAAACCUUCUCAUGUACCAUUACUGUUCAAUGCUUGCUUUUAUAUAUUUGUCCAAUUUGUUUUGACUUUUUCA
Messenger RNA from Rhododendron vialii, 1141 nucleotides. Its product is annotated as ras-related protein RABA5e-like. NCBI's taxonomy places the organism in Eukaryota, Viridiplantae, Streptophyta, Magnoliopsida, Ericales, Ericaceae. The coding region runs from base 161 to 805 and encodes 214 amino acids. Gene Ontology annotation, cellular component: endosome. The transcript is spliced from 2 exons. Gene Ontology annotation, molecular function: GTP binding; GTPase activity. The record is from RefSeq and is a predicted model, not a curated record.